AUGUGUAGAUGUGAAUCCUUAGUGGCCUCUGUCCAUUUCCAAGCUAAGUGGAAUAUACCUUCCUUGCAGCGCACUUACCCGCUGAUCCCGAGUAGUGGCAAUACCCAGCUUCGGGUCUUCAGCGGCAUUCCCGACUGCGAGUAUCGCUUCAGCACGAACCUGGGAGCCCGGGAGAGCUUCACCCUGAGGGGUCUGGACUACUACUAUUCGGGCAGUGUGGCCACGAGUAGCGAUGGCACCUUCAAGUUCACCUACACCGUGGAGAGCCUGACCGAAGGUUGCUCCUCUGUGGAGGGCGGCACCCAGCAACUGUACGAGGCCACCGCCCACUCGCUCUUCCUGCGACCCUCGCACGCGAUCGGGAAGUUCUGGUACGAGGACGAGGUGCAGAAGUCCAACCGCUCGUGGGCCUUUGUGCGCACCCUGGCCAAUCUGCUGGCCACCACGCGGGUGGUUUGGACGGAGGAGUCCGCGGAGACGGUGGCCCUGGACCUGCCGGCCCGCAAUCACGAACUCUACGAGCUGAACACGGGCGACUACCUGGUCCAGGUGGCGGACCAGAAUCUCACCCAAGUGGAGCUGCGGGCCGGGGGCGUCUACGCCCUGCUGAUUGGCCAGAGCCACGGCGCCUUCGUGUCGCGCCUGGUCGAGGUGACCAGCCCCAAUUCGAUGCACAUGCUCUGGCUGGUGCCGCAGUACGUGGUGAUGACCCUCGGCGAGGUGAUGUUCUCGGUGACGGGGCUGGGCUUCUCCUACUCCCAGUCGCCGCCCAGCAUGAAGAGCGUCCUGCAGGCCUGCUGGCUAUUCACUGUGGCCUUUGGCAACGUCAUCGUCGUGGUGAUCGCGGAGCUCAAGUUCUUCGAGUCGCAGGCCAGCGAGUUCUUCUUGUUCGCCGGCCUCAUGUUCGUCGACAUGUUGAUCUUCAUGUUCGUCUCGUACUACUACAAGCCCUACGACGAGGUGGCGGCCCUCGCCGAGAGGAUCAGGGCUAGGCGUCGGGAACGCAAGUGGCAGGAUCUCGACCGAUUCAAGCGGGAAUGA
Drosophila takahashii is the source of this 1041-nucleotide messenger RNA. RefSeq names its product peptide transporter family 1-like. Gene Ontology annotation, biological process: dipeptide import across plasma membrane. The record is from RefSeq and is a predicted model, not a curated record. NCBI's taxonomy places the organism in Eukaryota, Metazoa, Arthropoda, Insecta, Diptera, Drosophilidae. Gene Ontology annotation, molecular function: dipeptide transmembrane transporter activity. Gene Ontology annotation, cellular component: plasma membrane.